Anopheles darlingi is the source of this 1123-nucleotide messenger RNA. RefSeq names its product peptidyl-prolyl cis-trans isomerase 5. Gene Ontology annotation, molecular function: peptidyl-prolyl cis-trans isomerase activity. The record is from RefSeq and is a predicted model, not a curated record. The transcript has 3 exons. Gene Ontology annotation, biological process: protein peptidyl-prolyl isomerization; protein folding. The coding region runs from base 103 to 705 and encodes 200 amino acids. Gene Ontology annotation, cellular component: intracellular membrane-bounded organelle. Lineage: Eukaryota; Metazoa; Arthropoda; Insecta; Diptera; Culicidae.
UCGAACAUUUUUUUCUCGACAAUCGAAGAGUGCGGUUCACCGAAUCCGCGGCCUUUUUCUCGUUAAAAGUUAAGCAAAAGUUCUGAAAGUGCAGUUCCGAAAAUGAAGUUCCUAAUUGUCUUAAGUGUCCUGGUGGCCGGGGCCCUGGCCGAUGGACCGAAAGUCACGGAUAAGGUGUUCUUCGACAUCACGAUCGGAGGCAAGGAAGCCGGCCGCAUCGUGAUCGGUUUGUUCGGUGCUACCGUUCCGAAGACUGCACGUAACUUCAAGGAGCUGGCCGAGAAGACGGUCGUCGGUGAAGGAUACAAGGGCAGCAAGUUCCAUCGCGUGAUCCGCGACUUCAUGAUCCAGGGUGGUGACUUCACCAAGGGUGAUGGUACCGGUGGUCGCUCGAUCUACGGCGAGCGCUUCGCCGACGAGAACUUCAAGCUGAAGCACUUCGGUGCCGGUUGGCUGUCGAUGGCGAACGCGGGCAAGGACACUAACGGUUCCCAGUUCUUCAUCACCGUUAAGCAGACGAGCUGGCUCGACGGUCGGCACGUCGUGUUCGGCAAGGUGCUGGAGGGCAUGAGCGUCGUGCGCAAGAUCGAGAACACUGCCACCGAUGGUCGCGAUCGUCCAUCCAACGAUGUCGUGAUCGCCGAUUGCGGCUCCCUGCCGGUCAGCGAACCGUUUGCGGUCGAGAAGAGUGAUGCCACCGAGUAGGCGUUUGGUGGCUUACCCGACAAGGAGAGAGUGAGAGAGAGAGAGAGAGAGAGAGAGAGAGAGAGAGAGAGAGAGAGAGAGAGAGAGAGAGAGAGAGAGAGAGAGAGAGAGAGGGGGAGAGAGAGAGGGAAAGGUGCUCGUGUCUCUGUGCGGUGCCUCUGCUGAAUACGUAGAUCGAUCUUCCUUCGCCGUUACUUCAAACAUCCGCCUGUUGCUAUCGGCGUUGCUACGCACCGUCCUAUCAAAUCAUCUGGGCAUCACUCUUCUCCAAAUAUUUUUGCAUUUAUGAUCUGCCAGAGACACGAACCAGGAAGAUUUAGACAAACGAAUUGUGACAACGACGACCGUAACAGCAGAGCACCACACUGUGGUAAACGAUUUUUGUAACAAAUAAUAAAUGAGGAGAUCAUCGAGUAUA